AUGAAUCCUGCCAGAGAAAAACAAAAGCGCAAACCGCCUGCGCAGAAUCCAAUCGAGGCUGCGAUAACGACCUGGCUGAGCCUCUCGCCACAGACAGACCUCGAGCCGGGCGAGCUCAUCGCCCAGGCGCCGAAGAGAUGGACAGCCUACGAGCCCAUGGUGCUGCUCCCCACCGGGGCCUUUACUAUAUCUGGAUGGCAAGCAGUACUAAAUUCAUCUGGCGACCAGCGGGCGAAUGAGCUAUGGAAGACAAUCCUAUCCGAGAUCUCCAAGCGCUCGAAAACGGAGCUCACACACCUAGCCGUCAACGAGGGGAUCCCGCUCCAUAACGAGCACUCCGAAUCAAAGCAGCAGACAACCACCUCAAAUACACCCGGAGACAACAUCCUGCGCAGUCCCAGCGGCCUCCGUAUUCUUUACGGUGACUUCGGACCCUCUGAAGUCCUCUCGGCAGAUCAUGAUGGAGCGGGAGCGGGAGCGAGGGCAGCAGAGACCGACUUCCAGCGCGCGUUCUGGGUGCACACGAAGCAGAACGGCAUCUUCCAGGCGUGGGCACCGCGAUGGACCAUGUUCAGCCGGGGCAAUAUCAAGGAGAAGGCACGGCUGCUGGACUUCCACCACGCUGACGGUGGCGCGAUAAGCGGCGGAAACGAAGAACGACUGUUGCAACACCGGAAGAAGCCGCCCGCGGAGUUGAAGAACGCAGUGGCCGUCGACCUGUACGCCGGCAUUGGCUACUUUGUGUUCUCGUAUGCGCGCCUCGGCAUGCGAGUCCUGUGCUGGGAGCUCAACCCCUGGAGCGUGGAGGGCCUGCGCCGGGGCGCAAAUGGGAACGGGUGGUCUGUGAAGGUCGUGCAGGGGGCAGAUCUCAGAUUAAGAAUGGAGGACCUACUGGCUGGCGGGGAGCAGAUCGUGGUGUUCCUGGAGGACAAUACGCGCGCUGCGGGGAGGAUCAGGGAGUUGAGGGCCCUGGAUGGUGUCAUGCACGUCAACUGCGGCCUCCUGCCUACGAGCUACGCUUCGUGGAGGGAUGCUUGGGAGAUUGCUGGUAGGAGCGAGGAGUCCUGGCUGCACCUGCACGAGAAUGUGGGCGUGGCGGAUAUCGCGACACGGAAGGGGGAGAUCGAGCAAUGGUUUCUGGAGCUGUCGCGAGGGGAGAGGAACACCAAGGCAGCUUGCGUCGAACAUGUCGAGCUCGUCAAAACGUUCGCGCCAGGAGUUUGGCACUGCGUGUUUGAUCUGUACAUUACAAGGUCUAGUAGUAUAACAUGA
Messenger RNA from Anthostomella pinea, 1272 nucleotides. The record is from the annotation of a GenBank genome assembly. NCBI's taxonomy places the organism in Eukaryota, Fungi, Ascomycota, Sordariomycetes, Xylariales, Xylariaceae.